UGCUCAACAAAACGUGACAUCAAAAGUUAAUAAUAUAUGUGAUGCUGUGAGAGCAGUAUUGGAAACUUUAGAUUCAAAGAAAUAUCUUCAAUCAAUCAUAACAACAUAUGUACGUCACACACCGCCUGAUUUGGAACCUGCAUUAAAUUUAAUUGCAAAAAUAAAAGAUCAAGAUAUGAAUCUUUCUGAGGAGGCAAUUAAGUUUACAAUAUUUUUGAUUGAUGCGGAUCGUUUAUUUGAUGUUGCAUUGGGGAUGUAUGAUUUUAAUCUCGUUAUCAUGGUUGCUCAACAUUCUCAAAGGGAUCCAAGGGAAUAUUUAACUUUUUUAGCAGAAUUGGAAAAAUACCCAAAAUAUUAUCAAAGAUUUAAAAUUGAUCAUCAUUUAAAAAGAUACGAAAAGGCUUUGGAUAAUUUAAGUUUAGCUGGAGAUGAGUAUUUUGAUGAACUUUUAAAGUAUACUCAACAAUACAAUCUUUAUAAUUUUGCCGUUAAAUUAUUUUCAAAUAAUAAUGAUAAUAAGGAAAAAUACAAGAGAGUUAUGAGGAUUUACGGAGAAUAUUUAUUUAAUGAAUCAGAUUUUAAAGAAGCAGGUUUAGCCUAUUUAUUAUCUGAUGACAAAGUUAAUGCGCUUGAAGCAUAUAAAAAAUGUGGAUUUUGGCGUGAAUCAUUUUCUAUAGCAUAUGAGUUAAAAUAUUCAGAAAAUGAAUUAUUUUCAUUGGCCAAAGAAUUUUCAGAAAUUUUAUCGGAAAAAAGAAGAUAUCAAGAAGCAGCACAGAUUUUAUUAGAUUAUGCAAAGCAAACUGAAGAAGCAAUAUUAUUGUUUAAUAAAGGUCAUCAUUGGUCUGAGGCUAUGCGUAUCUCACAUAUGUAUAAUCGUAUAGAUCUUAUUGAAACUGAUAUAAAACCAAGUGUGAUCGAAGGGUUUAAUAAUUUAUUACAAGAUGUUAAUUCUAUGCUAGAUCAAUUGAACCAUCAGACUGCUCGAUUAAAAGAAAUAAGAAUAACCAAACUUAAUCAAUCAGUGGAUCAAUUUUACGGUGAAGAAGUUUUAGAAGUUUCAGAUAAUGUUGAUGUGUUAUCUGAUACAAGUUCAAUGGUGAGUGGAUUUUCUCGAUAUACACAAUCAAUAACACAAUUAAGCGUUAAUACUAAUAAAAGCGGAAAAAGCGCAAAAAGUAGACGUAGAGCUGAAAGAAAACGUGCUAGAGGUAAAAAAGGAAGUAUAUAUGAAGAAGAAUAUCUUAUUGAUUCUUUGAAAAGAUUAAUUGAAAGGUUUAACAAUACCCAAG
This is a messenger RNA of Entrophospora sp. SA101, 1289 nucleotides long. The record is from the annotation of a GenBank genome assembly. Lineage: Eukaryota; Fungi; Glomeromycota; Glomeromycetes; Entrophosporales; Entrophosporaceae.